Molecule: messenger RNA, 1359 nt
Organism: Metarhizium album ARSEF 1941
Lineage: Eukaryota; Fungi; Ascomycota; Sordariomycetes; Hypocreales; Clavicipitaceae
Exons: 1
Coding region: 1-1359 (452 amino acids)
Source: RefSeq, a predicted model, not a curated record
AUGCCGCCGCCGCCUGGCUUGCCUGACAGCAUCAGAAGACCAGGGGUAUUGUAUACUCGGCCGUACAAGCCUCCUCUACCGACCCUCCCAUCGCGAGCAUCGCAACAGACCAGGUCCACAGAGGUUCAGCUGCCACCGCUCAUUGCUGGGGCGUUGAAUGCCGCCUUCGCAAAGAUCCUGGCUGACGGACUCGACAAUGAGCUUCUGACUCACUACUACAUCGGCGAGCAGAAAUUUCCCGUCAACCUCGACCGUGUAAUCGAUCGCCUCAUGUCAAAGUUCACCUCGGAGCUCUGGGACGAGCUUUAUCAGUUUUACCAAGAGGCAGGCUCCGAGCCUUCGCGACAAGUCACCCUGCUCUUUGAAGGUCCGAUCCGCCAAAUAAUCUUGAUCCUCAACGGCCCCGAGGCGGCCAGGUGUAUUCUCGACAAACUUGCGCCUGGCUUGUCGCAGAGGAAGGAAUCAUGGUCGACGAGCGCAGGUGGAAUAGACCUGGCUCUGUCAUUGCAGCUUCUCUGUAGCUAUUGGCACCGAGAGAUGUCUUCGCAGUCUCCGGGAGGCUCUCCAGAAGAUAUUGCCCGCAACCUCAACGCACAAAUAAUCAACGGAAGCUCCGCAAAAAACCUUAUUGCUUCCAUUCGUAAUGUUCUAAUGACUCCGCACUAUGUCCAGGUUCACAUCACCGAGUCCGCAAUCUGGAACAUUCUUCUGAAACGACCGUUUCCUCCCCCCACAGAUGGCUUCCAUGUCGUCCAAUUCAAAUUCGAUUGUGAGCUAUUUGGGCCUCUGGACGGAAUUGCCGAUCCGCAAUUGGUCAAUAUUGGCUCGUUGCCGGCCAUCACAGGCACGGCACAAGAAUGCGUGUAUACUACCGUGGAGGAGUAUAUUGAAAAGGCGUGGCCCAAGUGCGGCUCCAUAGUAUUGAAAUGUCUCGAAGAAGCCGUCGGCAGCGCCUCGCUGUCCUGCCAGCAGGGCGAACCCAUGUCAGGCCUGUCUAUAUGGGAUGCAAGCGACGAGCUAGGACCUUUCUGCCCUGGCUUGCGACUCCUUCACGUCGAGUUGGAGAACUCGGCGGUUCGACUGACUGUUUCUGGCUGGUCUCAUAAUAUGAUUGAGAUAUUCCAGCAAAUGUCUUGGCUGUGUGCGGUAUUAAGUGCAUCACCUUUUCCCGGCGCACUUUCCGAGUGCGUCACCUCCAUAUCGGACUACACAUAUAUGAACGACUCGGUAUAUGUUAACUGCAGUCUAGAGCACCGGCCUGUCCCUGACGGCGAUGGAUCACCCUGGUUGCAGCGGAUGCAGGGAGCGGCCAUGGCAAGCGGAUUUCCCGUGCGCGGGCUCACCUCCACGCAACUUUGA